UCCGGACCACCGGAUCGCCCUCUUCGCCGUCGCCACGGUGGCACCAUCGAGGUAAAAGUGAGUGUCGCAAGUUGAUCGAAUGUUUGACGAAUUUGUAAUCGCGAUGAAAGUUGCAUCUUACUUGGCUACCCGAUCGACGUGGACGAAACUUGGAAGAGCGGGACGUGGAUAGGAUCCAGGAUAAAUUUCAUGCAAGCUAGUUUCGCCGAUGUCGAUUAACGCAAAGCUGUGAUUGACCGAGGGUUGCAGCGUCGCUCAGGGCACUGACAUCGAUUAAAUCAAUCUCCUCUCUAUCCAUGCUCAUAUCCGCACGCACGCGGCCCUUCCUCUCCCACAGCAAUGAUUGAACGGUUUAAUCACUUGCUACGCCGGCGAGAUCCAGCAAGGCACGACUGAAAACCAUCGUCGCGGAAACAUCGAGCACGUCGUCGUGUUUAUGGCAAACCCAUCACCUCGUUAUGUCUCAGUGCCGUUAACGUCGUAGACAGUCUUGUGAUAAAUUUCCAGCACCUACAACAAAAUAAGUUGCGCCGUGGAUCAUCAGGGAUGAAUCGGCAGACGAUGCGGAGGAUCGGGAUGGAUGUUGGGCAACGCGUUGCGAAAAUUCGACACGAAGCCCGAUCGACGAAUUGAGGGGAGGCUUGUGAGCGGGCAACGAGCGCGAAUGCACGCCUUCACACGGACACUGUUGCAUUGACUUUCAUGCUCGUCGAAUUGCAUGGUUUCACCCGAAAAUCCAAUACGCUCGAUUCUGAUGGUCCAGUGCGCCUCAGUGACUUGAACAUGGAUCGGAAACAUGGAUAUGCCACAUACAUGCAAAAAAACUAACAUUUCUCCAAAAAAAAACCUGCACUUCGGAGUCCAUGGAAUUUCAGAGCAGAAAAUUACGGAAAAUAGGGAUCGAGGAAAAUUCUGAAAUAGAGAUGAAAAUGUUGGAGAAGAAUAGUCGACGUUUAUCGGCCAGGUGUUGACUCCGCGUUUAUCGAGAGCAAAGAAAAAAAGCAUUGGAUUCGCUCUAACGAGAACGGACCAUGAUACAUUAUUUAACCAGAUGAUGAAUAGCGAACACUGAAGACGGGAAAAUAUAUUUUAGCCAUGAUGGAGGCUCACGUUGAUCAAGCAGCAAACUCAACCGUAGAAAAUCCAAUUUUCAUCGAUGCACCAAUCAUUUUAACAGCAAUUGUGCUCUGUCUCCUGAUUCUCAUCACUAUCGUAGGGAAUCUAUUCGUAAUAGCAGCUAUCGUAUUAGAGAGAAAUUUGCAAUCCGUAGCAAAUUAUUUAAUCGUCAGUUUGGCUGUCGCGGAUCUUAUGGUCGCCUGUCUUGUUAUGCCUCUUGGAGCUGUUUAUGAGAUAAACUCAGGAUGGUCACUCGGUCCGGAGCUCUGCGACAUGUGGACCAGCAGCGACGUUCUAUGUUGCACAGCCUCGAUAUUGCAUCUGGUGGCUAUCGCGGUCGACAGAUAUUGGGCAGUCACCAAUAUCAAUUAUAUACAGGCGAGGAAUCCGAGAAGAAUCGGCAUCCUAAUCAUCGCUGUAUGGGUGAUAUCCUUAGGAAUCUCAUUAGCGCCUCAGCUCGGAUGGAAGGAUCCUGAUUAUUUGGACCGCAUAGCCCAAGGGACGUGUCUCGUAUCGCAGGACACCGCAUAUCAGAUCUUUGCAACUUGCGCGACGUUCUAUCUUCCGCUCCUGGUCAUCUUAUUCCUGUACUGGAGGAUAUUUCAAGCGGCGCGAAAAAGGAUCAGGAAGAGGCCCGGUACUAUUCUUCAGCCGCCGCGUGAAAGAAGAGGCAUCCUCAGGCUCGUCACGAGGAGGCCGCGAGAGGAGUCGACGGCGUUCACCAUCACGAGAUCCACGCCCGAUCACUCGUCGAUCUCACCGGAGAAGUCGUCGUCGUACAACGGGGCGAACGUGACGCCGUCGGCGACGGUGACACCGACAGCGGUCUCGACGACGACCACGACGACGACGUUGACGAACCCGACCAGCACGAGCCAGCAGCAGCAGGUGGUCAAGUGCACGAAGCGCACACGCGAGACGAUCGAGUCGAAGCGCGAGCGUAAGGCGGCCAAAACCCUGGCGAUCAUCACCGGUGCUUUCGUCGCCUGCUGGCUACCGUUCUUCCUGGUCGCCCUGCUGCAGGCUAUAUGCACGACCUGCGAGCCGCCCAAGCUCGUGGCCAGUGUGUUUUUGUGGCUGGGAUACUUCAAUAGCACCCUCAACCCCGUGAUUUACACUGUGUUCUCGCCGGAAUUUCGGCAGGCAUUCAAAAGGAUGCUGUGCGGUGGUACCCGGGGACUUCGCUGACAGUGGAUUUAAUUCCUUUGCCACGUGCGUGCGAUCCAAUGAGGGAGGGAUAUGCGUGAAUUUGUACAUAUAUAUACAUACAUAUAUAUAUACGUUCGCUACCGGCAUUUUUCUCGGUGUUGUGUGAUAUCUGGAUGCUCAAAAAUCUAAGUAUUAUUGUACUAAAUGAAUACUCUGUUACUCGUAUAUCUAAAUGUGAUAUUGAAAAAUUAACAAUUAUUAUGUUGCAUUUAUUUUUUUCUAUUCUCUUGGACAAUCUGUCUUCAAAGAAAAUGGACGAGUAUCUUAUUUUCUAAUAUAAUUGUUUAUGGCUUGCUCAUGUGUGUUCUUUAUAAUUCUUAAUAAUAUGUUUUUGAAAAUUUUGAAGAUAUAUCGUUUAAAUCAUGUCAGCUUCGAUUUUGCAUCGAUCAGCAUCUAGACGAAUGAUAUUCCACACAACACUGCUUCUUCUCACAGCUGUUCAAGAUUCAAUCAAGCUGUGCGCCGUUACUUUCAUAAACACUUUUAACGAAUAUGGCUCAUUGCCGUAAAUGUUAGUUAAAAUUAACCGAAAUUUCACUCGCGGUUAGUAUUAAUUAUAGUUAAUCGAUGAUGAUGAGAGCGAUCCUGCGUAGAAUAUUUUUGCGAAAACGCUUCCCUGGGCUAUCGGAGGAUCAAACGACAAUGAUGCAACAUUAUUCGCGAUUUUGUUCAAUUAAUCAUAAAAAAAUCCGGCAUUAGAUAUUCAAAUUCACACGAUUUUAAUUCAUCAAAAUAGAAAUCAGAGUAUAUUUUAAUACAUAAACUGGCCGAUACGUGUAUUACUUAUAUUAGUGAGACUUCUUAUCGUUCAAAGAAC
This is a messenger RNA of Camponotus floridanus (Florida carpenter ant), 3142 nucleotides long. It is a transcript of the gene 5-HT1, whose product is annotated as 5-hydroxytryptamine receptor 2A. The transcript has 10 exons. Lineage: Eukaryota; Metazoa; Arthropoda; Insecta; Hymenoptera; Formicidae. Gene Ontology annotation, biological process: adenylate cyclase-activating adrenergic receptor signaling pathway. Gene Ontology annotation, cellular component: membrane. The coding region runs from base 1096 to 2304 and encodes 402 amino acids. The record is from RefSeq and is a predicted model, not a curated record. Gene Ontology annotation, molecular function: G protein-coupled receptor activity.